This is a messenger RNA of Dacryopinax primogenitus, 1914 nucleotides long. RefSeq lists its product as uncharacterized. The transcript has 6 exons. Lineage: Eukaryota; Fungi; Basidiomycota; Dacrymycetes; Dacrymycetales; Dacrymycetaceae. Gene Ontology annotation, molecular function: transmembrane transporter activity. Gene Ontology annotation, biological process: transmembrane transport. Gene Ontology annotation, cellular component: plasma membrane; fungal-type vacuole membrane. The record is from RefSeq and is a predicted model, not a curated record. Bases 92 to 1657 code for a protein of 521 amino acids.
CGCCCCUUCUGCUUUUGGCCAAAGCCUCUUGAAGGCACGCACACGACCACCCACUGCAACGAUCUGACAACGACUGUGAUCAACAUCCAAGAUGUCCUCCUCCCCCACAUCCGAGAUCCGUGAGAAGGACCUCGAAAAGUCACAGAAGGAUUACUACCCUCAACAUGUCCCCGAUACGAUCCAGGAGAUCCGGCCUACCACCGGACCCCUCGCUGCUCUUUGGGCGAUGGUAGAAAAGUUUGACCGGUAUGGUGUUGAGGUCCGUGGUAUUGAGCGCGUAAAGCCGGAGGAGCGGAAUCCCACGCAGAGUGCCUGGGAUGCUUGCACAAUGUGGAUGGCUGCGAAUUGCAAUAUCUCAACGUUUUCUUUGGGAACGCUGGGUACCUCCAUCUUCUACCUCAGUUUGAGAGAGUGCUUUCUGUGUAUUCUCUUCUUCAACCUCCUCUCCACCCUUCCAGUCGCCUACUUCUCCACCUGGGGCUGCAAGCUUGGUCUGCGUCAAAUGACUAUCGGGCGCUUCAGCUUCGGCUACUACACCUCCCUUGUACCAGUUGUUUUGAACUUGAUCGCUUGUGUUGGGUGGUCGACAAUUAACUCGAUCGUCGGUGCUUCAGUUCUUCGCGCCGUCAGCCCGGACUCGGAUCACAACAUUCCGGUUGCUGCCGCUAUCGUCAUCAUUGCAGUUCUGACAACCAUCGUAUCGCUUUUCGGCUACAAGGUUGUUCACGCCUAUGAGCGCUAUUCCUGGUACCCAGUCGCUGUCAUCUUCAUUAUCCUUCUCGGCCUCUCUGCCAAGUACAUGGUAUCGGGCCCAUAUGGUGGCACUGGCUCGCUCGAGGAAGGUAAUAUCCUGUCGUUCGGUGCAGCCAUCGUUGGAUUCGGUCUUGGCUGGUCCAGUCUCGCCGCUGAUUACACCGUCAGCAUGCCUGAGAAAACCCCGUCGUGGAAGAUCUUCUGCCUCACCUAUGCCGGCCUGAAUAUCCCCCUCGUCCUGAUCGAGACCCUUGGAGCUGCCAUGACCACGGUCACCCCCGACGAAUACCAGGCUGCAUUUGCGGAUGGUGGUAUUGGGGGUCUGAUCGGUGCAGGCCUUAGCCCCGCAAAAGGCUUCGGCCAGUUCCUGCUGGUCCUCCUCGCUCUUUCCAUCGUGGGGAACAACAUCCCGAAUAUGUACAGCUUGGCCCUCACCGCCCAGGUGCUCGGCCGCUGGGUUCAGAUGAUCCCACGUUUCUUCCUCGUUCUUGUCGGUACUGCAGUCUACAUCGUCCUCGCUAUUGUAGGCGCGUCUCAUUUCGAGGAUUGGCUCGAUACCCUGCUUGUGCUUCUUUCGUACUGGCUCGCCAUCUACUCAACAAUCCUGAUCGAGGAACACUUCAUUUUCCGCGGUGGCAAGUGGACAAAUUACAUGCCCAAUGAGUACAACAACACUCGCCUGCUUCCCCUUGGUCUAGCCGCGCUGUUCGCGCUCUGCUGUGGAAUUGCUGGUGCUGUGUUGGGUAUGGCGACCGUGUGGUAUGUCGGCGUACUUGGGAGGCUGAUUGGUGAUCCCGUUUUCGGUGGGGACAUAGGCUUUGAGUUGGCGCUGGGGUUCACUGCGAUAACAUACCCGCCGGCACGUUGGCUCGAGAAGCGCCUCACACCUUCUCGCAUUGCUUAGAUUCAUAUGUGAAGGAGAUUCCAAGCACCUUUCACUUCUUUCUGGCUGUUUAGGGGUUAAUAUGACAGUGAAAAUUGUAUAGCUUAUCAUCGAUUUGGGGAUACGGUAACUUCUAGCAAUGUACGCGUAUCGUUGGGCUUGUUUUGUCCUGAACGUGCUUCAUGCAUAUGACGGCUUCCUUCGUGCGCGUUCUCUCCAUCUGUCGAAGCUCCGCAUCAGGACCCAAGCUGCUAUGGCAACAAAUCAACAGUAAAUGU